AUGAAAUUGUUUAUUGCAUCCUGCUCGAUAUUGCUGGUUUUUGGGCUGAUUGAUAAUGCAUCAGCAAAAAAGUACUAUCUACAAACUACUACUAAAGUAAAUUGGUAUGCAGCUUUCGAGGCAUGCGCGGCUCAAAACUUACAACUUGCCACAAUCAACUCCCAAGCUGAACAAACUGAUUUGGAAAAUACUAUGAAGGCAGCUGGAUUCGCCAAUGAAUGGAUGUGGACUUCCGGUACAGAUCAGGCAACAGAGGGCUCCUUUGUUUGGUUUUCUUCAGGACAACCCUUCACCUAUACUUCAUGGAGCCCCACACAACCUGACUUAUUGGCACCUGAAUUACGUGAAGUCGAAAACUGUGUGCAUGUUUGGCCCGUGCCCGCUGGACAAAUCAACUGGAACGACUUACAAUGCUCACAGCUUUUGUAUUUUAUCUGCGAGGAUAAAAUCUGCCCAAACGACAAUAAUAACAAUUGUGGACAUGGUACAAGUUGUGGCUGCGAAGGAGGAAAUUCGGGAGGUCUAUUGAACUGGUAUGCCGCUUUUGAGGCAUGUGCUGCCCAAAACUUACAACUUGCCACUAUCAAUUCACAAGCUGAGCAGACUGAUCUUGAAAAUACGAUGAAAGCAGCUGGCAAAGCAGCUGAAUGGAUGUGGACUUCUGGUACAGACCAAGCAAAAGAAGGUGCAUUCGUCUGGAUGUCUACUGGAAAACCCUUCACUUUUACCAAGUGGAGCCCCACCCAACCGGACAAUGCUCUUGGAAACGAAAACUGCGUUCACCUUAACUGGUAUUCAGCUUUUCAAGAUUGUAAAUCACGCAAUUUGCAAUUGGCAACAAUUAACUCAGCUGCGGAACAGGCAGAUCUUGAAAAAGUUAUCAAAGCGAAUAAUAUGGUCCAAGAAUGGAUGUGGACCUCAGGCACUGAUCAAGGUCAAGAAGGAAACUUUCUAUGGAUGAGUACUGGAAAACCAUUCAUAUAUACCAGAUGGAGUGCAGGACAACCUGAUAAUAUGGACAGGAGCGAACAUUGCGUGCACCUGGACUGGUAUGAUGCUUUUGAUGCAUGUAAAGCGGAGAACAAACGACUGGCUACAAUUAACUCUGCUCUUGAAGAAGCAUCGCUUGAAUUUCAAAUGAUUGCAGCUGGCAAAGAUUGCGAGUGGAUGUGGACGUCAGGUACUGAUCAAGAACAAGAAGAUUGCUUUGAGUGGGCGUCCACUAAUGAGCCCUUUACUUACACUAAAUGGAGUGAUGAUCAGCCUGAUGAUUACGGAAAUAAUGAGGAUUGUGUCCAUGUUUGGCCUGUACCCAAUAAUCAAAUUCAUUGGAACGAUUAUGAGUGCUCACAACUCUUGUACUAUAUUUGCGAAGAUAUAUAUGCCGCCGCAGAUUGGAUGUGGAUCUCAGGAACUGAUCUUCGCGAAGAAGGGAAAUUUGUGUGGAUGAGUACUGGUAAACCAUUCCAAUACAACAAUUUUGGAUCUGGUCAACCCGAUAAUUGGGGAAAUAGGGAACACUGUGUUCAUUUAUGGCCUAAUCAAACUAAUACAUCAGAAGUAACUUGGAAUGAUUGGGAAUGUACCCAGAAAUUGUCAUACGUAUGCGAAGAUAAACCAAUGCGAUGCCACUGUAAUCGUUCAAAAGAAGAGAUGUAA
Molecule: messenger RNA, 1659 nt
Organism: Dalotia coriaria
Lineage: Eukaryota; Metazoa; Arthropoda; Insecta; Coleoptera; Staphylinidae
Product: macrophage mannose receptor 1-like
Exons: 10
Coding region: 1-1659 (552 amino acids)
Molecular function (GO): signaling receptor activity
Source: RefSeq, a predicted model, not a curated record